AUGGUACAAGACAAGAAAGUAAGCUCACCCAGUAAAUCUCUACCCAACUCAGCCAAAGACACCAUGAACCGUGGUAAGUCUCAAAACAUGUUUACUGACAAUGAGGUUGUGCAGACUGCUGCUACUAUGAAAGAUGAGUUGUCAGUACCAGUACUGUCAGAGAGCCCCUUUGAUAUGACAAAGAAAACAUGCAGUCAGACGAUAUCGGAUCAUACAGUUCAAGACUUGCCAAUAGAAAGCAACGAACUUGACAGGACAAAUGCUGGUGAACCGAUCACUGAUGGCUCUUUGUCAACAAAUAUCAGUAAGGACAACGCAGAGGUUGUCAGUGCUGGAAGUGAACUCGAAUCCACGGAUUCUGAGAGUCACAAUGAAAAACCGAAAGGAAAAAUCGGUUUCCGAAAGUUCAAAAAAGCAGUGACAAAACAAUUUCACAGAAAGAAAAAAGCCACUGGAAGUGAACUGCAAUCCAUAAAAGGGAAAACACGCUUCCAAAACUUUAAGAGAGCAGUGAAAAAACUAUUUCACAAAAAGAAAAUAGCCUCUGACGAGGAAAGUGCCUCUCCUGAGUCAAUGUUGACUAAUGAUGAGGUUGUACAGGGUGCUGCCUUUAUGAAAGAGCAGUUGUCAGAGAGCCCCCUUGACAUGACAAAGAAAACAUCCAGUCAGACGAUAUUGGAUCAAACAGUUCAAGACUUGCCAACAGAAAACGAUGAACUUGACAACACAAAGGCUGGUCAACCGUUCACUGAUGGCUCUUUGUCAACAAAUAUCUGUGAGGAAGAUACAACUGGUAAAUCCCUACUCAAAUCGGGCAAGGACAACAAAAACUAUAUUGAUGAAUCACAAAACACAGUUUUCUCAGAGGUAUUGCAGAAGAUAUCAGGAGAUCUCUAUUCGCUAAAAAUGCAUAUAGACUCUUGGAAAGCCAAAUAUGCCUCUUCUGUGAAUGCUGAUGAGUUUGUUGAAAAAGAAACCCAACAAUACUUGCAAACGUUUUUUGAAAGACGCCUGGCGGAGAGCUCUUGUGACAUAUUAAAGAAAAAAUCUAGUCAGACAACACCCAACACCACCUCUUCAGAGGCACCUGACGAUGAAACUGCACGUCAGUCAAGUGGCUCUCCUGAGUUGACGUUGACUGAUGAUGAGACUAUUCAGGCUGCUGCCACUAUGGAAGACCAGUUGUCAGUACCAGUACUGUCAGAGAACACCCUUGACAUGACAAAGAAAACAUCCACUCAGACAGUUCAAGACUUGCCAACAGAACAUGACGAACUUGACAACACAAAGGCUGGUCAACCAAUCACUGACAGUUCUUUGUCAACAGACAGCUGUGAGGAGCCCUCAGAGAAUGUCAGUGCUGGAAGUGAACUGGAAUCUAUGGCUUCUGAGAGUCAUGAUGAAAAACCGAAAGGGAAAACACCUUUGCAAAAGUUGAAAAGAGCGGUGAAAAAACUAUUUCACAAAAAGAAAACCAGCUCUUCAGAGGCACCUGACGAUGAAAGUGCACGUCAUUCAAGUUCCUCUCCUGAGUCGACAUUGACUGAUGAUGAAGCUAUGCAGGCUUCUGCCAAUACGAAAGACCAGUUGUCAGUACCAGUGAUGUCAGAGAACCCCCUUGACAUGACAAAGAAAACAUCAACUCAGACAUUAUCAGAUCAGACAGUUCAAGACUUGCCAACAGAACAUGACGAACUUGACAAUACAAAGGCUGGUCAACCAAUCACUGACAGUUCUUUGUCAACAGACAGCUGUGAGGACCUCUCAGAGGAUGUCAGUGCUGGAAGUGAACUGGAAUCUAUGGCUUCUGAGAGUCAUGAUGAAAAGCCAAAAGGGAAAACACCUUUCCAAAAGUUCAAGAGAGCACUGAUAAAACGAUUUCACAAAAAGAAAAUAGCCACUGGAAGAGAAGUGCAAUCGACGGAUUCUGAGAGUCAAGAUGAAACACCAAAAUGGAAAACACGUUUGCAAAAGUUGAAAAGAGCGGUGAAAAAACUAUUUCACAAAAAGAAAACCAGCUCUUCAGAGGCACCCGAUGAUGAAAGUGCACGUCAAUCAAGUGCCUCUCCUGAGUCGACGUUGACUGAUGAUGAAGCUAUGCAGGCUGCUACCACUAUAAAAGAGCAGUUGUCACAACCAGUGAUGUCAGAGAACACCCCUGACAUGACAAAGAAAACAUCCACUCAGACAUUAUCAGAUCAGACAGUUCAAGACUUGCCAACAGAACAUGACAAACUUGACAAUACCAAGGCUGGUCAACCAAUCACUGACAGUUCUUUGUCAACAGACAGCUGUGAGGAGCCCUCAGAGAAUGUCAGUGCUGGAAGUGAACUGGAAUCUAUGGCUUCUGAGAGUCAUAAUGAAAAACCGAAAGGGAAAACACCUUUCCAAAAGUUCAAGAGAGCACUGAUAAAACGAGUUCACAAAAAGAGAAUAGCCACUUCAGAUGCACCUGAAGACACACCUUUGACAUCGAAUACCUUUAAGACAGAGGCAGAAGGACUUGCUGAGGAUGCUAAAUGCAGUCUGAAUGAAGAAAUAGACAUUGAAGUUAUAAAGAAACAAUUCACGGAAGUAUGCAUUGAUGUGCUGCAGUACAUCCGUGAUUCUUCCGUAACCUUAAGCUCCCAGUCAAACUACCAUCUGCCACAUUAA
Pelmatolapia mariae (spotted tilapia) is the source of this 2655-nucleotide messenger RNA. RefSeq lists its product as uncharacterized. The record is from RefSeq and is a predicted model, not a curated record. NCBI's taxonomy places the organism in Eukaryota, Metazoa, Chordata, Actinopteri, Cichliformes, Cichlidae. The coding region runs from base 1 to 2655 and encodes 884 amino acids. The transcript has a single exon.